AGCCUCUUGAUGACUGAAAUCAAUGCCUUCUUCACAUACAUUGGAUAAAAGACUUUAAAAAGUCGCGUUUGAAUGAGCACGUUGGACACUGUUGUGCACCGGGUUGCUGCUUUUGACACAGCGCUGUUAAAUAGUUAAAUAAACAAUGGCGCAAACAAGCGUCUCGUGUGCGUUUCGGGUAAAAGAACGUGUUUCUUAAUAUGACUACUAAAAACCAACAGACUGGUGAAAAUAAGGGAGAUAAACCUAUUUACUACAUAUGCCUGCUUAGAAAAAAAGCUGAUUAGCUUUUACUUACCUGUUAAACGAAGAUCUCAUCUGCAAAAGUUUGACUAUGCAGUUGUGCAGUCUUUGGGAAAGCCAAAGGUUAAAGAGGAAUACAAAGGAGAGACCAGAUAAUUUUACCCUGAGGAAAUCUCGUCUAUGGUCUUGGUGAAGGAGAUUGCAGAGGCUUACAUUGGACACAAGGUGACAGAUGUAGUUAUCACAUCUGCCUACUUCAAUGACUCCCAGAGGCAAGCCAAGAAAGAUGCUGGAGUAAUCGCUGGCCUGAAUGUUCUCCGAAUCAUCAAGGAGCCCACAGCUGCAGCCAUUGCCUAUGGGCUGGAUAAAGGCAAAAGUUCAGAGCGUAACGUCCUGAUCUUCGACCUGGCUAGAGGCACAUUUGAUGUGUCCAUCCUGACUAUCGAAGAUGGCAUCCUAGAGGUGAAAGCCACAGCUGGAGACAAACACCUGUGUGGGAAACACUUUGACAACAGCAUGGUAAAUCAUUUUGUAGAAUUCAAGAGAAAACACAAGAAGGACAUCAGUCAGAACAAGAAAGCCCUGAGGAGGCUCCAUACAGCUUGUGAAAGAGCCAAGAGAACCCUUUCCUUCAGCUCUCAGUCCAGCGUUGAUAUCGACUCUCUGUAUGAGGACAUCCAUCACCAGAGUAAGGUUUGAAAAGCUGUGCUCAGACCUCUUCAGGGGAAAUUCUGCAGGAUUUCUUCAAUGGAAGAGAGUUGAAGAAGGGUAUGUCCUUAGGUGUACUACAUUAUAAUGAGCAUAUGUGUUAUUGUUCUGUGGUUAUGCUUCAUUAUUUCCAAAAGUUGCUGUGUUUAGCGCAUGUGGUGGACCAUUUAUUUUGAUUGUGGAUCAAUACAGUGAUUCGCUGUUCAGUUUAGGUGAUUGUUGGUUUGAGUUGUUAAUUUGAGUAUAUAGUAAUGUUGUUAAAUAUGUUGUUCUAUGAGAA
Molecule: messenger RNA, 1231 nt
Organism: Triplophysa dalaica
Lineage: Eukaryota; Metazoa; Chordata; Actinopteri; Cypriniformes; Nemacheilidae
Product: heat shock 70 kDa protein-like
Biological process (GO): cellular response to unfolded protein; protein refolding
Cellular component (GO): vesicle; cytoplasm; blood microparticle
Molecular function (GO): ATP hydrolysis activity; heat shock protein binding; ATP-dependent protein folding chaperone
Source: RefSeq, a predicted model, not a curated record